AUGUGUGAGGCAGGACGGGUUGCGCAGGAAGGGGGAGAGUGGACUGCUGAGGACAUGGGUAUAUGCGAGUUAGCGUAUAUAGCGUUACGUUUUAAACAUGGACUUGAAUUAGCAGGAGCCCCCCCACGGGCCGAUGACACGGACGAAGAGACCAAGCAGAUAGAUCUCUAUAUGAGAUGUAUUCUAGUAAAUAUAUUUAUGAAGAAAAUAAUGGGAAAAAACUGUUUAUCGGGACCUGGUGGUAAAUUUGCAUUCGGCCUAGUGCACAAUGAAAUAACUGACGUCCAGGGGCGAGCGCUGGGUAAUGUUGCAUGCGAGUGGAAGGAUGCAGACAGAGGGGGAGACGCACAGGGACCAAGUGCACAGGAAAGGACUCUGUGGAAUAUACUGGAAAGAUGGAUUGACCGAAAUAAGACAAAAACAGCGGACGGUGACUGGGGCGUGUUAGGGCAACAAUGUAAGGUGCACAAAGGAUCAAAAGGGAAAGUAGGGGAUGGCGACGCAGGGACGCAGUUCAAGGAAAAAGUGAAGGAAAAAAUAAAGAAUGUGGAGGGGGAUUUAAAAGAAAAAGUGCCAGAAAUAAUAAAAGGACUGAAGGAAUGCAGUGACCAGGAUAAGGAUUGUGUAAAGAACUUAUUAAAGAAAAAGCAGCAGGAAGAAAAGAAUCAAGAGGACUCCUCUUCGAAAAAUCCACCAGUUAACCUUCCGGGAGCAUCGGGGCUACCAGCACCUCCUCCACCACGUAGACCAUCAACACCAAGACAAGGUCCAAAGCACACAGCAUCACCUCACCCAGGGAGCAUGAGCCCCGGAACAGGACCAGGCAGGAGACCAAGACCACGGCCUCGGCCACCACCAACGGACUCAGCACCAGCGUCACAGCGACCGAUACCCGGCGACGGCAAACCACCCGGCAGCGGAGGAGCAGAACCUGCCACACCAGCAGCGGUGACACCGGUGGGGGCAACGACAUCGUCGGGAGGGGGGACGACGGCAUCAUCUGGUGGUGGUGGUGGUGGUGGUAACGCCCGUGCUCCUGGCGGAGGAGGGAAGGAUAACGCGAAGACCGAAACCAAAGAAGACGAUUGUGCAUGGAAGAGCAUAUUGAACGAGGACAGGAAGCAAGUGUACGUGCUGGGUAAAUAUGGCAAACAACACCUGGAAACCAUGAAGACGGUGUUGCAGCAGUUUAUUGAUUACAUGGACAACAAGGACGAGCUCGCGGAUGCGUAUGGUGUAAAUUGUUACAAUACAGGUUGGGACGAUAUAACAGACGCCGCCACAUUGUUCACGGGCCAAACAGUAGCAGACGUAAUACGCUGCAAACUCAUGACUAUUGCGUUAAAUUUCGCAAACGGUGAUAACACACAAGAGAAGAAGGCGAAAGGGGGAAGUACACUUAUGAGUGAAAUGGAAAAGCAGCUGAGAUGCGAGCUAGCGAAUGCCUUUGGGUACAUACUGGACCAGAAGUAUUGUGCCACUAGCAAAGGAUUUAAAAGGGGUGUAAAGUAUGCUUGGAGAACAAUGGAACACAUGGUCUCACGUAAAUAUGCACCGGCGCCACCAAUGACAGGUCCAGUGUUUGAGAAGAAAUGUACAGAAUGUGGGUAUAAUGUUCCAGUUGGGCAAUUCAGAAUAAGAAAUGGGGACAUUGCAGACCUGUUACUAACACAGGGGAAAAUAAUGGACAAAAUAGGGCACAUAGAGAACAAAGUGGACUGUAGUAUGAAGUGGGCGCAUUAUACACAAGGAAAGACGAAGAUGGAUAACCCGAAAGAGGUGGAUGAAGAGAAAAUCACUGAAAUAAAAGAACAGGAAAAGAAGGUAGUGGAGGCGGCAAAAAAGACCAUUGAGGACUUGAAGAAAAAGGUAGAAGAGGAAAUUGCACACAAGGCAAAGGCGGCAACGAACGGGAAGGACAAGAGCAAGAAGGCAGAAGACAGCAGUAACGGGGCGGUACCAACGAAGAAACCAGAAGCUCCACCAACUAAGGCACCAGAAGUACGGAAGGAGGUGUCCCCGGACGCGAAAGCACCCAAGGAGGAAAAGACGGCAGAUAGCAGGGCCAGGGCUGAUGGGGAGGCACAGGAAAGCGUACCCAAACCCCCGCCUGUGGCACCACCGGCUGCACCCGCAUCAGCCGCACCGGCCGCAGCAGGAUCAAGAGCAGGCAGGCAAGGACCAGGUCAAGGACCGGGACCUGGACAACAACCACCACCUCCAACACCACUGAACACAGACCCAUCGGGCAAGGGACCCACGCAGGAGACGACAGAAGAGUCGUCAAAGGACACUCAAGGUGAGGACGCGUGCCAGGACGAUAACUCGGAUACGACAGCAUCCGGCACAGAGACGCAUGAGAACUCGCGAGUGAUGGUUGUAAAGGCUACGUACAAAUACGAAGGCCACCAGCCUUCAUGCGCCACGCUCAAGGCGCUGGAAGACAACCAGGCCGCUGCCACUAGUCCUAACCCAAGUUCAGGGACAGGUAAUACUGAAUCCACGGAUACAGAGAGUAAGAAUGGGACAGAAGCCGGAUCAGCACAACCACCAGCAGGACCCGCACCGGCAGCAACACCCCCCUCUCCAGAACAGGGAACAUCAGGACCAUCAUCAACACCUGCUCCAGACCAACCUGCGGACCCCGGAGCAGGACCAUCAUCAGCGACACCAGCAGCGGCCGGUAACACGAGUGACACGAAGCAUAGCGGCGGUACGGAUGCCGUCGCGGACGGUGGCAACGAUGACCCCCCUCCUCUGAAUCCACCCAAACCACCGCCCAAACCCAAACCGAACCCGGACCCAGAUCAAUCGGGGUCCAGCGGCAAAGGCGGCGAACCGGAUUCAGUAGGUGGUAUUUCUGGUGGGGCAGGAAAGGGAGGUGGGGGUGGUGAACAGGCUGCUGGCAGCGCCGGUAGCGGACGUGCAGGAGGAGGAGCUAGUAGUGGUGGUGGUGGAGCAGGAGGUGCUGCAGUUGGUGGAAGUGGUGGUAGUCAGUUAACCUCUGGCUCCAGUAAUCAGCAUGAUCAGGACACAGGGAGUACUACCCAGGGGGGCACUAACCAGUUCGAACUUGACCUCGCUUCACCUGCACUCAACAUAGAAGGUGCCAUAGGAGGAUUCGUGCCACCGGUUCCAGCACAUGGCACACUCCCGUCACCGGACGGGACUCCACGUGACUAUGCUGUCCCCGACCUAACCGGCACGGUCCUUACCGCCACUACUCCCGUGCUGUUUUUUCUCACUUCGGUCAUGGUCGCCGUUCUGGGUUAUUCCCUUUGGAAGUACUUUGCGUACCUCGCCAAACGACGACGAACAUAUCGAACCGUUCGUGACGUGCCGUCACCGCCACUUGACGAAGACAUAUUGCAACAUCUACAACGAGGCGACCUGCCACCACCCGAUUACGGGUACACAUUGGUUAUGGAUAGGCAACCCGCGUCCACAUCCGGUAGAGUACGCCCCCCACGCGUGCAUAAGCGCACGAUCAUCGAGCUACAUCUAGAAGUGCUCCACGAAUGUGAAGCGUCCGAAUGGGAAAACGUCAAAGACGACUAUUUGCAGAUUGUAUUGCAGGAGUUUGCGCAGCAGUGUGCGCAGGAGUUGAUGCGGGACGACCACAGGAAUAACAAUGUCUUGGGUGUUUCUACCUCGCACGCCUCUGUAACAACCCACGAUUCGACAACCCGCGCUCCACCCACUGACAUCGACGGCACAAAUCCAUGUCCACCACAUGACCCCGAGCCAUGGAGUUGUAUGGAAACUACACAGUUAGCAACGGACCCUUGUCCACCGAAUGAAGACGACCGAUGGAGUUGUAUGGACACCAUACAGUUCGCCACGGACCCUUCUGCAUCCAGCCACGAUGACCUCGAUCCAUGGAGUUGUAUGCAAACUAUACAGUUCCCAACGGGCCCGUGUCCACCUAACGAAGAGCACCCCGAUCCACGGAGUUGUAUGGAAAACAUACAAUUAGCAACGGACCGUUCUCCACCUAACGACGAUAACCACGAUCCAUGGAGUUGUAUGGAAACUAUACAGUUAGCAACGGACCCUUGUCGACCUCAUGACCCCGAUCCAUGGAGUUGUAUAGAAACAUACAGUUAG
This is a messenger RNA of Plasmodium fragile, 4107 nucleotides long. RefSeq lists its product as uncharacterized. Lineage: Eukaryota; Apicomplexa; Aconoidasida; Haemosporida; Plasmodiidae. The coding region runs from base 1 to 4107 and encodes 1368 amino acids. The transcript has 5 exons. The record is from RefSeq and is a predicted model, not a curated record.